Molecule: messenger RNA, 882 nt
Organism: Trypanosoma grayi
Lineage: Eukaryota; Euglenozoa; Kinetoplastea; Trypanosomatida; Trypanosomatidae
Product: fatty acid elongase
Exons: 1
Coding region: 1-882 (293 amino acids)
Biological process (GO): fatty acid elongation, polyunsaturated fatty acid; fatty acid elongation, monounsaturated fatty acid; sphingolipid biosynthetic process
Cellular component (GO): endoplasmic reticulum membrane
Molecular function (GO): fatty acid elongase activity
Source: RefSeq, a predicted model, not a curated record
AUGAUCCACUACCUGACGGAGCUGGGCCGGGACUUCAAGGGCGAGCGUGCUCUGGAGUGGAUGGAGCAGCACACUGAGGUCCCCGCCGUUGCGGUGGCGUUGUACCUCGCCCUCGUGCUAUACGUGCCGGACAGCAUCAUGGCACACCGCCAGCCAAUGAACCUGCGCGGGUACAACAUAUUGUGGAACCUGCUGCUCACCGUCUUCUCCGCAGCGGGCGCGUAUUACUGUGUGCCGCGCUUGAUCGAGUGGUGCACAGCGCCGGCCAUUCCCGGCCUUGUGCCGCCGCGCCCGGGCGAGCCGGCGCCUGUUGUGCCUGGCAGCCUCUACAACUCGCUUUGCUACUGGAAUCAGGGAAUGUUUGUGGACGGCACCGCUGCUAUGUGGAUGCUCCUCAUUAACCUCGGGAAGAUACCGGAGAUGCUGGACACAGCCUUCCUCGUCUUCCAGAAGAAGCCGGUGAUCUUCCUACACUGGUACCACCACCUCACAGUGAUGCUUUUCUGCUGGCACGCCUAUGCGUACACCAUUUCUAGCGGCCUGUGGUUUGCCACGAUGAAUUACUGUGUGCAUUCCAUCAUGUACUUUUACUACUUUGUGUGUGCGUGUGGGCUGCGCAAGAUCAUCCGCCCCAUCGCCCCGCUCAUCACAAUGUUGCAGAUCCUGCAGAUGGCUGUGGGCACAUUCAUUGUGGUGUACACGUAUGUGGUGAAGGGUGUUGUGGGUGAGUCGUGCGGCGUGAACGACCCAAAUCUUCGCAUGGGACUCAUGAUGUACGUGAGCUACCUCGUUCUCUUUUCGCAGCUCUUCCACCGCAAUUACAUGGCGCCGGCCUCAAAGUCGUCGUCGAAAAUGGCGAACGGGGAGAAGAAGGCUAAGUAA